CCGAUCAAUGACGUCAACAGCUUCUGUAAGAGAACUCACUUGUGAUUGGCCCAUAACACGGAAGUCUUUUCUCAGCCAAUCACCGUCGCGUUUACUUGCCUAUCCGGCAGUAUCAACAUGGCAGCUUUCUGAGUUCAGGAGGGGAUCUGGCGUAAAUAAAGACCGAUUAAAGACUUCAGAGGCAGCGACAACGUUCGGGUUCUGGACUUGGGGACUUUCUGGAGUGUGGGGGGAAGAUGUCGAGUGACGGAAAAAACAAACAGUUCUGGAAAAGAAGCGCAGAGAAGGUUCCUGGCAGCAUCCAGCAUGUGUACGGUGCACAGCAUCCUCCCUUCGACCCACGACUCCAUGCAAACCUCAUGAAAGCGGGCUCCCGGCCGCCUCCGGCCACACCAGGCAAGCCCAAAAAAGCCACCACCUUCCAGGAGUUCGAGAGCAUCACAAGCGACGCCUGGGACGUCAAAGACGACGACGACGAGCUGCUGGCCAUGGCCGCCCAGAACCUCAACAUCGAGGUUGUCAUGGAGACGGCGAAUAAGGUGAUUGAGAAUCACAGCAAACAGCAGGAGAGGCAGCGACAGGACGACACGGCGGAGCUGGAUCAGAGAGAAGAGGAGGAGGAGGAGGAGGACGAGGGACAGGAGGUGUGCACGGUGGACCACGGAGACGCCAUCAGCCCCGACGUGUCGUUCGGCUCCCAGAGCAGCCCCGACACGGAGGGCCGCCUCGUCAAGUCCCACAGCGAAGCUCCCAUCGGGUCACCGAGAGAUGUGGCGAGUGAGCGCGCGGCCCUCCACAGACAGCGGUCUCUGCCCCACCGGCCCCCCGUCAUCCCGCUGGUGGCUCGCAUGGCUGAUCAGAACACAUCUGGCACCCUGGCCAUGACCGAGAGGGAGGCGUCCCGUCUGGACAAGUUCAAACAGCUGCUGGCGGGGCCCAACACAGACCUGGAUGAGCUUCGGAAACUAAGCUGGUCGGGAAUUCCACGACAGGUUCGACCAAUUACCUGGAAGCUUCUUUCUGGUUACCUGCCAGCCAACGCAGAGAGGCGGGAAAGCGUUCUACAGAGGAAAAGACAAGAGUACUUUGGCUUCAUCCAGCAGUACUAUGACUCCCGUAACGACGAACACCACCAGGACACAUACAGACAGAUUUUUGAGAGAAUCCUUUUCAUCUGGGCCAUCCGCCAUCCAGCCAGCGGCUACGUGCAAGGCAUCAACGACCUGGUCACGCCGUUCUUCGUGGUGUUUCUCUUUGAGUACAUCGAGGAGGAAGUGGAAAACUUUGACGUGUCGAGUCUCCAGGAAGAGGCUCUGAGGAACAUCGAGGCUGACAGCUUCUGGUGCAUGAGCAAACUGCUGGACGGCAUCCAGGACAAUUAUACGUUUGCUCAGCCGGGCAUUCAGAGGAAAGUCAAGGCCCUGGAGGAGCUGGUCAGCAGGAUUGAUGAGUCUGUGCACCAGCACAUGCAGCAGUAUGAGGUGGAGUACCUGCAGUUCGCCUUUCGUUGGAUGAACAACCUCCUGAUGAGGGAGCUGCCGCUACGCUGCACCAUCAGGCUGUGGGACACUUAUCAGGCGGAACCAGAGGGCUUUUCCCACUUCCACCUGUACGUGUGCGCAGCUUUCCUGGUCAGGUGGAGGAAAGAGAUCCUGGACGAGAGAGAUUUUCAGGGCUUGAUGAUCCUCCUACAAAACCUUCCCACCAUGCACUGGGGCAAUGAGGAAGUGAGUGUGCUGCUGGCGGAAGCUUACAGGUUGAAGUUCGCCUUUGCCGACGCGCCCAACCACUACAAGAGAUGAUUGGAGAGUCAUCUGUCCGUGGACCUCCACAUGGAGAAACCUUCCCCACCCCCAUUUCCAAUGGGCCUUUCAGCUAAGAGAUUCAAUGAGGAGAUGUGGUGUAGCAACCUGAAGUGACAAUGAGCCUUUUUUAUUAACAUUAUUUCUUUCUGAUCAGCUCUAAAUGUUUUUUUUUUUUUUCCGUCACUGUGGGAUUACGAGCUACACUCCCUAAAAAAAUACAUUAUUUUUUACUUUUACAGCUGUGUUGGAAGAGGACAAAUCUGAAGGAACAUGACCUGAUCCUGUUUCUCCUCACACCAGCACGGUGUUUUUCCGGGAACUGACUGCAGGAGAGCAGCAUAAGGAGCAGGAAAAAGAAAAAAAAAAGAGAGGCCUCCUGAAGCUGCACUUCAGGAGGCCCGCAUGAAAUUAAAGAGCCGUCAGGAGAGAGUUUGACUGCGCGCAAGAGUCUCUUCAUUUACCGUAGGACUACCUCAGAGCACACUUACACCUUUUUUGUAUGCCACACGGAGGCUCGAUCCCAGUCCCAAUCAGAAUUGAUCACAAGAAACCAUGCCUUGCUUUAUCCACUUGAAGAUCUUGCCUUAUUUUUCCUGUUCGUUUAUGUUUCAUCUUUAUGUCUCAUUUCCAUGAGUGCAUACAGAGAAAACUCGAUGGGAUUCCUGUUGUAUGAAGUGCAGGUGGAACGAAAGUUCAGUCUGAGUCUUUGUGAAAAUCCUCCAUAGGGCCGUCACUCCCUUUCAUAUGGAUUCCUGUUGGAUGAGGGCUUUCACUUUUUCAGUUCAGAGACGCACCCGAUCUGUUCUGUUGGGUAAAGUGAAUCCGCAGGAACAUACCUGAUACUCAUUAUUCACCAGAGUCAAGAAAUUUCAUUAAAACUUGAACCUUUCUGUGAAUUUUAAAAGCGCAUUGGUGUUAAUUCAUUAUCAACAUCUGCUUAAAUAACAGAAUUUAGGAGAUAAACUCUAAAGGAUGGAAGGUGAAACCGUUUUCAGAGAUGGAUCUAUCCAUAAAGGGUUCAUUUCUAUCAGUGGAGCUCCAGUUUUUAAAAAAAAAGUGGUUUGGUCAUUGGCGCUGUGGUUGCCGGGACGCGUCGUUGACAGUCGUGUCAUCAGAUAUUCACCGCAUAACUCAAAGCAGUUAACAUUCAGCCAGGAUCCAUUAUUGUCACCUGAGCCGACAAAGACGGCGAGCGUAGGUGUGUGAAGGGGAGACGACGGCAGAGGGGUGGGGGAAGGGGGGUGUUACCUUGGAUUUUUUUUCUUUUUUUUCGGAGAGCUGUCAGUCUUUGAUCACACGCUGAGAAUUUUUUUUUUUUAAACACAAUCUGAACCAGUUAUAUGAUGUUCUCAGAAAAAUUGCAGCUUUUUUUUUUCUUUGUCUGUCCCCUUUUUUUGUGUAACAUAUUCAAGAACAUCCAUCAUUUAGGGUUUUUAUUUAUACUAAAAUAUGUUUACAUUUUUGAGCCUCUUAAGUUGUGCCUGAAUCUGAAGGUGGUUCCAUUUGUGGCUCCAAAUGAACAAAAAGCUUCUAAUCCAGGUGGAUGAGCGUGAGCGUCCAUGGCUGUCAGGCUCUAAAGCUGGUAUGGUACUGCAACAAUACUAUUGGGGGAGGAGGGGGGUUAUGUUGAAACACCAGGUGUGUUGAUAAAUUAACAAAGGUUUUAGAUCUACACUUCUCAGAUUGGUGGGUUUGUGUGGAUCAGAAGGGAUGUUUGCUGCUGAAGCGUUUUCUCCACCUUCGCUCGGACCUCCUGCAUCCUCUCUUUGUUAGUUAUAAUCGGCUUUUAUUUAAAGAUUAAAAGCUGGAGUGGCAACAGCAGCUACAAGCGACAGUUGGUGUCCAAAGUGACGUUGCCUUAAUGGACAGUCUCACACUGAGAACCUUAAGGGGAGUCAAAGAUGUCCGGACCCACAACUGGUUUGAAAGAAUGUCUUUUUUUUUUUUUUUCUCCCACUUUUACUGUAAUGUCUUAUGAAGCAGUUUGCCUUUAACAGCAGUCAGCCGCCACGUGUCUGACCGUUUAAUGAGGAAGUAUCAUCUCCAAGGCUUUUUCAGACAUUCCUGGGACCUUACAGUGGGUUUUCCUCAACUAUCCCUUCCAGAAGCUUCUUCUUUUUUUUUUUUUUUAAAUAAAUGUAAUAUUUGGACCCCCUAAUCCCAAACGGUUCUUUGCCUCAGAUUAAGUAAAAAAUAUUGAUUUUGUUGGAGUCAGGAAUGCUUGUUCUUGGUUUAAAGACAUGUACAGAAACAAUCUGUAAAUACAAAUUGUAAAUAAACCCUGUACAUGAUAAAAAGUGCUUUGAAUUUGA
Molecule: messenger RNA, 4117 nt
Organism: Oryzias melastigma (Indian medaka)
Lineage: Eukaryota; Metazoa; Chordata; Actinopteri; Beloniformes; Adrianichthyidae
Gene: tbc1d22a
Product: TBC1 domain family, member 22a
Biological process (GO): activation of GTPase activity
Molecular function (GO): GTPase activator activity
Source: RefSeq, a predicted model, not a curated record